Pleurotus ostreatus (oyster mushroom) is the source of this 1371-nucleotide messenger RNA. RefSeq lists its product as uncharacterized. The record is from RefSeq and is a predicted model, not a curated record. Gene Ontology annotation, molecular function: hexosyltransferase activity. The coding region runs from base 1 to 1371 and encodes 456 amino acids. Gene Ontology annotation, biological process: glycosphingolipid biosynthetic process. The transcript has 2 exons. Lineage: Eukaryota; Fungi; Basidiomycota; Agaricomycetes; Agaricales; Pleurotaceae.
AUGUCGUCGCGCGGAGGAUAUGAACGACUACCAAUGUACGCGUCCGUUGCUCGACAACGUUCCUCAUCUCACCAUCCCGGUGUUACCUUUACACCCCCGCCCUCACCUCGUCCAUCCCUUAGGUCUAGACACGACAACCACCCGAAACCCCACGUCUUCUGUCGCCCAAGAUCAAUAUUCCUUUUCCUGAAAUUCGCGGUCCCGGCUGCUAUAUUACUCAUCCUGUUCGGGCUUUUCGUAUACGAGCCGCAUAUCGAGCUGGCGUUCUACGAACGGAAGUGGAUCAAACAGGAAAUCGAGCAGCUGGCGCCGCUGGCUGGGUGCUUCGACCCCGAUAGAGUGAGCCCGAAGUAUAAUCUCAGCGACGGGGUGUAUGGGAAGCGGACGACCUCGGUGCAAGCGGGUAUGCCGCUGAGGAUGGGAAUGGACUGUUAUGACUUUGCCGGUACGAUAAAAAAGGACACGGUUCAGGAAACACCGAGACGGAUCCCCCCAGAAGACCGCGUUCAGUACCACACCUAUUGGCGCGUGGAUCUCGCCCCCUUCGGGCCCCGGCAGGAAUGGAUGCUAAAAUCGUACUUCGCGACGCAAGACAUUAGCACGACCCGGCUGAUCCUGUGGUCGAACGGCGAUUUGUCUUCGAAUGAAAUCUUACAGAAGUAUCUCCGCCGGUACCCCGACUCGUUCAAGCUUGACGUUGUGAACAUUCCAACGCUCGCACAAGGUACCGAGCUGCAAGAUAGCCCGCUGCUGGGCCGGAAAGAUGCCAAAGCGUGGGUGGACGGCGAUCUCAUUCGACUGCUGUUGCUCUGGAAUUUCGGGGGAGUUUGGAUAGAUAUGGAUUCGCUAUUAACGAGAGACCUCGAGCCAUUACUGGAACAUGAGUUCGUCACACAGUGGGACUGCUAUGACAAAAAGUACCAACCUUUCAACGGCGCACUAAUGCGUUUCCGACAACAUUCGCCUUACUUGUGCGAAGCAUUCCACAUCAUGAACAUUUCCACGCCGCCGCGUUCAGGAUCGACGGAUUGGGGCUCGCUCCUCUAUCACAAACUCUGGCGCCGUCUAGUCGCGUCAUCCAUCCCGCCGUUCCAAGUCCUACCAUUCUGCUUCAGCGAUGGGCGCUCGUGUCGUUUAGACAAUCGACUACCGGAUCCAUUCACACAGGAUAACUCGAAGGGGCAGUGGACUAUGGGUCUCGGCGUUGAGCAAGGUGGGGGGUUGGAUAGAGUCUUGGGAAAGGUGUUUGGUGUCCAUCUGCAUAACCAGUGGGAGAAGGAGUUUCCGAAAGGCGGCUGGGUGGAGAGGUUGUUACUACGCAAAUACGACGACAAGCUGGCGGGACGCGAUACUCCCGGCGACGAGCUGUGA